Molecule: messenger RNA, 750 nt
Organism: Rotaria sp. Silwood1
Lineage: Eukaryota; Metazoa; Rotifera; Eurotatoria; Philodinida; Philodinidae
Source: the annotation of a GenBank genome assembly
AUGAAACCCCCAUUAGUACAUCGUUUAGCUGUUAUUGUUCCAUAUCGUAAUCGUUCAAAUGAAUUAGAAAUAUUUUUAUCUCAUAUGAAUUCAUUUCUUAACUCUCAAUCUGUUGAUCAUAUUUUUAUAAUUAUAAAUCAAGUUGAUAAACAUCGAUUUAAUCGUGCUGCUCUAAUUAAUAUUGGUUUUAUUGAAUCUCGAUCAUUCGUUGAUUACAUUGUUAUGCAUGAUAUUGAUCUACUUCCAUUAAAUCAUAAAGGAUUACCAUAUAAAUAUCCAGAGUAUGGUCCAAUACAUUUAGCAUCACCAGAAUAUCAUCCAAUUUAUCAUUAUCCUAGUUAUGUUGGUGGAAUAUUGAUCAUUACUUGUCAAGAUUUUGAACGUGUUAAUGGUAUGUCACCGUUAUAUUGGGGAUGGGGUAGAGAAGAUGAUAACUUUUAUGUGAGAAUGAAACGUGCUGGAAUGAAAAUAUAUCGUCCAAGUAAUUUAUCUACAAAUAAUACUAAUACAUUUCAACAUAUCCAUGAUAAUAGUAUACAUAAACGAGAUUAUGCAAAAUAUGGAAAACAAAAAGAAGAAGGAAAAAGAAUUUAUCCUGAACUAGGUUUUAAUACAACGAAGUAUGAAAUAAUAAAUAAAGAAAUAAAAAAGACUAAUCAGGGAAUUGAAUAUAUUAUGUUAGAUGUUAAAAUUGAAUGUGAUUAUAAUCUAACAUCUUGGUGCGAUCAUCCUACUAAUAUUUUGAAAUAA